CACCGUCAAUAAACAAAUAAAACCACACAUAUUUGCAUUGCCAAGAGAAGGGCAAAUAUUUCACGUGUGUGUGCACAGUGAGUGUGAGCUGUAACCAAGCGCACCCUUGCUGCUUUUUUGCUAGCACUUUCCACAGCUGUCAGCUGAGCGGUUACGUCAUUCAAAACAACACACCUCCCUCUCCAGAGACGGGCCACUUGUGAAGAUGCUCGGUGGGGCGGAGUUAACAUUGACUGAAACAUAACGGCCCUCCGGUCUAAACGCUGUAGUCACUUUGCUAACGGUCAGGCCUUUUCAUCUCGAAGUAAGGCAUCGACCUUUUGCAUAUCACUUCCGCGUUUUAAUUAUCACGAAAAAGACCGUUUGGGACAAACAGUGGAAUAAAAGGGUUGCAGAUGGCUAUGGUAAAGAGUGGCUGGCUUCAUAGACAAAGUACCAUAUUACGCCGGUGGAAAAGAAACUGGUUUGAUUUGUGGGCUGAUGGCCGGCUCGUCUUCUACAAUGAUCAACAACGGCGCGACAUGGAGGAUGACAUUCACAUGAGAGUCCACUGCAUCAACAUCCGCAACUCUGGAGCAUGCCAGGAACUGAACCCACCAGAGGGAAAGAUACGUGAUGCAUUGUUCCAGAUAGUGUGCAGAGAUGGACGUGUCAUCAGCCUGUGUGCAGACAGUGCAGAUGAUGCCCUUGCAUGGACCAUGGCACUGCAGGAUGCCAGGAUUAAUACGGUGGUUGCUACUCCUCAGAUUGGUUUUGCAGAAGUGAUUGCAUCUGCUCCUCCCCCCUACUCCGAAUAUACUCACCCACAGGUUUAUGCUCCAGGCCCAUAUGGAGACUACAGUGCUCCACCUCCUCGUCCUACACAGAUGGUUUACUCUGCAGAUGGCCAAGCCUAUGCUGUUGCAUAUCCGUACCAGUACCAAGGUGGAUAUGGUACUCCUGGAGUGAACCACGUUAUUAUUCAGGAGCGUCACCGUGACAACGGAGGAGAUAUGGCUCUGGGCAUGCUUGCUGGAGCAGCGACGGGUUUGGCUCUCGGUUCUCUCUUCUCGGUCUUCUAGGAUCCCAACUGGUGAAGAGUCAUCAGCUUCCUGAACUGACAUACAUAUUUAUUAUCCAUACACCUUACUGUAAAGGCCUCCUCAGUGCAGUCACGUUGAUUUCUGUCGGGUCACGUCUGUGAAACAUGAUCGUGAGAAGCCGUCAACUACUAUAGUGAAUACUUUUAGGACUUUCCUUUAAAACUAUUUUAGUGUUCUUCCUAUAUUUUGUUUUAUUAUUAAUAAAUUGAAAAAAAAAACGCACAUGGGAGACCUAAAUAUCAGUAAGGAAAAUAAUCAGUUUGUGUGCAAUUAAGGUCCUCUCUGUUUCAGUUUCAUGAAGCGUGGUUCGUCUUUUGUAUUUGGAAUCCUAAACCUUCUAUUUAAGACUUCAUUGUUUUGUUUUUCUUUCUGCUGCAUCUUUUGUUUUCUUUGAACUUUCAGUUAAAUCCUGCAGAAACUCGUUUGUUUCUAGGUUGAGGUGAGUGAUGUGUGAUUGUGCACGCUCAAAGCAACAUUUACGUUCAUUGUGGCAUUUUUAGACUUAAAUCUUAAUUUUCUUCAUAAUUCAUUAUGUACAAGGUAACGUUUGCAUUAAUUAUGAAGGGACAUCACUUCUACAAUUUUACAUUUUCAUGCAUUUUACUUUAUUCAUUGGCAGCUGUUGAGUAGCUCUUUUGUUUAGUUAUUUAAGCAGACCUACAGUAUGAAGACAUUUCCGUUAAAUUGGGUUAUUAUUUAAAGCUCUUGAAUAUUUUUCUUUAAUUUAAAACAGACUUUUCUCCACAUAUUGUUUAUUCUCACCAUCAGCCUCGGAAAUAGAAGCAGAUUGUAGUUUUACAAACAAAUAGUAGUUUUUUCCUAAACCUUUUAAGACUAUUUAAAGAUGUGAAAUAAAAUAUUUACGCAUUAAAUUAAGGUUUACUAUGUAAUAAAGACAAAUGUUAACUAAGAUGUAUUUUAACAAAUAAAUAUAUUCACAAAGCCAAAAAA
Nothobranchius furzeri (turquoise killifish) is the source of this 2033-nucleotide messenger RNA. It is a transcript of the gene plekhb2, whose product is annotated as pleckstrin homology domain containing, family B (evectins) member 2. Gene Ontology annotation, cellular component: membrane. The record is from RefSeq and is a predicted model, not a curated record. NCBI's taxonomy places the organism in Eukaryota, Metazoa, Chordata, Actinopteri, Cyprinodontiformes, Nothobranchiidae. Gene Ontology annotation, biological process: regulation of cell differentiation.